Messenger RNA from Pipistrellus nathusii (Nathusius's pipistrelle), 6720 nucleotides. NCBI's taxonomy places the organism in Eukaryota, Metazoa, Chordata, Mammalia, Chiroptera, Vespertilionidae. The record is from the annotation of a GenBank genome assembly.
AUGCCAGAAAUGACAGAAAAUGAGACUCCUACAAAAAAGCAGCACAGAAAGAAAAAUCGGGAGACACAUAAUGCAGUGGAGAGGCAUAGGAAGAAGAAAAUCAAUGCUGGGAUUAACAGAAUAGGAGAACUGAUCCCAUGUUCCCCUGCACUGAAGCAGAGCAAGAAUAUGAUCCUGGACCAAGCUUUUAAAUAUAUAACAGAAUUGAAAAGGCAAAAUGAUGAAUUCCUGCUAAAUGGAGGAAAUAAUGAACAAGCUGAAGAAAUUAAAAAGCUACGUAAACAAUUGGAAGAAAUUCAAAAAGAAAAUGGCCGAUAUAUUGAAUUACUGAAAGCAAAUGACAUAUGCUUAUAUGAUGAUCCCACAAUCCACUGGAAAGGAAAUCUUAAAAACUCAAAGGUCUCUGUUGUUAUUCCCAGUGACCAGAUUCAGAAAAAUAUUAUUGUUUAUUCCAAUGGGAGUCAGCCUGGUGGCAACAACCAGGGAGCAGCUGUUCAGGGGAUAACCUUUAAUGUUGGCCAUAAUUUACAAAAGCAAACCGCCAAUGUGGUGCCAGUGCAGAGGACUUGCAAUCUUGUGACUCCUGUGUCUAUUUCUGGAGUUUACCCUUCUGAAAACAAGCCAUGGCAUCAGACCACAGUUUCUGCAUUGGCUGCCAACCAGCCUGUUCCUCUUUGUCUUCCGGCUACCAUUCCUGCUCAAAAUAUUCUCAAGCUUGCCACCUCCAAAAGCGAUUCACAUGUGCUUGGUGCCACCAGGGGCUCACUGGUUGCUGUUCCUGUAGGACCUGAACCUUGCCAACAUCGGUCCUUGCACCCAAGUCUAAAUGAUCAAAAUUCUUCUGAAAAUAAGAACGGGAAAGAGAAUCCGAAAUUAUUGAAGAAAAUAGUCCCUUGUGCCACAAGCGUCCCCUCCAGCUCCUCAGCAACUACCACUAAAGUGAACCCUGGAGGCAAGUCCUGCCCGAGCACACAGGAUUUGAGAAGUGAUUUUCAAACCACCUUUGUUGUUUCAGUUACCACCACAGUCUGCUCCCAGCCUCCCAGAUCUGCAGGUGAUUCUGAUCCAGUGAGCAUUAGCAAGGGUGCAGACUCCACAGGCGUUACCGCAGUGGUGGCCCCAUCUGUCCCUGAAGGAGGGAAGACCACCGCUCCUGUGAGCAGUCCUUCUGCAAAUCCUUUGGAUAAUGGUUGGACUCUUUCUUGUUCUUUGCCUUCUUCAGCUGUUAGUGCUUCAGAUUUGAAAAACAUUAAUAGCCUUACUCGAAUUUCCUCAUCUGGAAACACGCAGACAACGUGGACUACUUUGCAACUGGCAGGAAACACUAUUCAGCCCUUAAGCCAGACACCUUCUUCUGCUGUGACUCCAGUAUUAAAUGAGUCUGGUACUAGUCCCACCACAAUCAAGCACAGUAGACAUAUGGCUACAGGCAUUAACUUGAAUAAUUCCUUACCAGCAGAUGGGCAGCCAGUUGAGCAAGUAGUUGUAACCUUGCCUUCUUGUCCACCAUUACCUAUGCAGCCAGUUAUUGCCCAGCCGCAAGUUAAAUCUCAGACCCCCCCAAGUAUCCUCCCAUUGAAUUCAGCAAUGCAAGUGAUUCAGAUGGCUCAGCCAGUGGGGACAGCUGUUAAAGCAGCUCCAGCUAAUCAAAAUGUUAUCAUUCUUCAGCCACCCAGCACCACUCCAUGCCCAACAGUGAUGAGGGCAGAGGUUCCCAACCCAACUGUAGGUCAACAGAUAGUAAUCAUACAGGCAGCUAAUCAGAAUCCUUUGCCACUCCUCUCAGCUCAACCUCCUAGUUCUGUUCGACUCCCUGUCAAUGGAGCCAGUGCUAUAAUAGGAUCUAAUUCAGUGCAAAAUGUGUCGACCCCACAAACUUUUGGUGGAAAGCAUCUUGUCCACAUAUUACCAAGACCUUCAUCUUUAUCAACAUCUAAUUCAACACAAACUUUUUCUGUUACUAUGUCGAACCAACAACAGCCUCAAACCAUUUCUUUAAAUGGACAGCUCUUUGCUUUGCAGCCUGUGAUGUCUUCAUCAGGAACUACAAACCAAAACCCUAUGCAAAUUAUUCAACCCACCACCAGCGAAGAUCCAAAUACCAACGUUGCCCUGAAUACAUUCGGUGCUUUGGCCAGCCUCAAUCAAAGCAUAUCACAGAUGGCUGGGCAAAGCUGUGUACAAUUGUCUAUUAGCCAGCCUGCCAAUCCUCAAACUAUUGCAAAUAAUCAGACCACCCCAGCUAACAGUGCUUCAUUAACAGCAACAGUAGUAUCGCCCACAACAACAGAUACUUCAGCCACACUACCCAGCACGUAUAGUCUUGUGACUACUCCCUCAGUGAACACUGUAGCUUGUUUGCCUAACGUGAAGUCAAAAAGGUUGAAUAAGAAGCCAGGUGUCAAAAAACAGUUAGCAGCUAACAAGUCAGCAUGCCCCCUGAAUCCAGUCAGCGAUGUGGGCCAGGUGGACUGUCCCAGCACUGAAGGCUUAGCAGAGCUACCAUGUAAUGAUGGACUGCUGGAAAGUCCCCCUCUUGUGGUGCCAUCUGUCGCUGUGUCCCAGACAAAAAGUACUGUGAGUGUUUCUGGUUCACAUUCUUUGGAUGUUCCGAAUUCAGAAUCAGUGAUACCUGAGUCUGUACCCAAAUCUAAGUCAGCAGAAGGGUCUAACUCACCCUGCCAAGAAUCUGUAACAAGUGAGCAUUUUGCAGUGGCCCCAGCAAAAUCCAAAGAUUCUGUCCCCGUAGUGCAAGAGACAUCUCAGGAUAAGCCACCAAUUAGUUUGGCAUUGUCAGAUGCUCCCAAAUUUGGUACUUCAGCCAAUGUGUUGAUUCCAUCUCCAAAUGAUCCCCCUGUUUUGGUUUCUCAGGUUUCUGUUUCAUCAUCUACCACAAGCAUUACAAGUACUGAUUGCAUUUCUGAGGUAGAAAUCAUUGCUGAGCCUUGCGGAGUUGAGCAAGAUUCAUCAGAUAGAAUGCAAACUACAGGUCUCUUAAAGGAGCAAGGUUUAACUGCAUUGCUGUCUGGUCUUGCUAAAGAAAAAGACCCUCAGAAGUCAUCUCUUUCAGUCCAGGUGGACCAUCCUGACUUUUCUUCAGAAAGUUCUAAAAUAAUUGGUUCAAAUAUUGAUUUGCAUCCCAAACAGGAGCUGUUGCUGAUGAACAGUGAUGAUAGAGACCCAGGACAGCAUCAUUCCUGUAUCCCUGAUCAGGAGAUUAUUCAUGGCUCUUUGCUUACCAGUCGGCAGGCUGACUCUCCCAUGUCAACCAGCUCGGGUAGUAGUCGUAGUUUCUCAGUUGCAUCCAUGCUUCCUGAAACAACUAGAGAAGAUGUCACCAGCAAUGUAACAACUAAUACGUGUGACAGCUGUACCUUUGUAGAGCAAACUGAUAUAGUCGCUCUUGCAGCAAGAGCUAUUUUUGACCAGGAGAACCUUGAGAAAGGAAAAGCUGGUACCCAGGCUGAUACAAGGGAAGUUACUUCAAAGCCUUCUGAAGCAUCAUCUUUAGAGGGAGACCAGCCUUUCAAAACACAGGCCUCUAAAGAGAAUAGCCCAGGUCAGGCAGAAGCAACACCAAAUGAAUUUAAUUCUCAGGAUUCAAUUGAAGCAACUGUGGAUAGGCCCCUUGAAAAACCAAGUUGUUCGGUAGGGAUUAAAACAUCAAAUGCUUCUUUGCAGGUUUCGAAUUCUCAGCCACCAAGUAUAACCAGUUUAAGUGUGAAUAAUCUUGUCCAUCAGAGCAGCAUCAGCCACUCUCUCGUCAGCUGUGCUGGAUUGUCUCAGACUUCAGAGUCAACAACUGUUUCUGCUACAGUUAAUCUGACUGUUUCAUCUAGUUCCUAUGGCAGUCAGCCUCCUGGACCAUCUCUGAUGACUGAAUAUUCUCAAGAACAACUAAGCACUAUGACUGGUACUGUACCAACUUCACAGAUUCAAGAGCCACUCUUAAAGCCAAGUCAUGAAAGCCGUAAAGACUCCGCUAAACGUGCUGUCCAAGAUGACCUUCUACUGUCCUCAGCGAAACGUCAAAAGCAUUGUCAGCCAGCUCCCCUCAGGCUUGAAGGUAUGUCCCUGGUUAGCCGAACUCCAGAUAGCAUUUCUGAUCAUACUCAAAUGAUGGUUAGUCAGAUCCCUCCCAACUCUUCAAACUCGGUUGUGCCUAUUAGCAACCCAGCACAUGGAGAUGGCCUUACGCGAUUAUUUCCACCUAGUAACAACUUUGUGGCUCCUGCAUUGAGGCAAACUGAAGUUCAGUGCAGUUCUCAGCCUUCAGUUGCUGAGCAGCAGCAAACCCAGGCCAGUCAACAUCUGCAGGUCCUGCAACAGCAUAUUCCAGCUCAAGGGGUAUCUCACCUGCAUAGUAACCAUCUCUACUUAAAGCAGCAGCAGCAGCAGCAGCAGCAGCAGCAGCAAGCAGGGCAGUUAAGGGAAAGGCAUCACUUAUAUCAACUGCAGCAUCACGUACCUCAUGCAGAGAGCUCUCUCCACUCUCAGCCCCAUACUGUCCACCAACAGAGAACUCUGCAACAGGAAGUUCAUAUGCACAAAAAGAGGAAUCUUGUUCAGGGCACUCAGGCCUCCCAGCUUUCCUUACAACCUAAGCACCAUGGGACUGACCAAUCCCGAUCCAAGAGUGGUCAGCCACAUCCCCACCAUCAGCAAAUACAGCAACAAAUGCAGCAACACUUCGGAAGCUCCCAGUCGGAAAAGAGUUGUGAAAACCCUUCAACUAGCCGGAACCACCCUAACCAUCCCCAAAACCAUCUCAAUCAAGAUAUUAUGCACCAGCAACAGGAGGUUGGAGGCAGACAGCAAGGCUCAGGGGUUUCUUCUGAUCAUGUAACUGGGCAUAAUCCAAUGCAGAGGCUCUUGACAUCAAGAGGCAUAGAGCAGCAGAUGGUGUCCCAACCAAGUAUUGUGACUAGAACUUCAGACAUGACCUGUACCCCACACAGACCAGAGAGAAAUAGAGUUUCAAGUUAUUCUGCCGAGGCACUCAUUGGAAAGACAUCUUCUAAUUCAGAGCAGAGAAUGGGUAUAUCGAUUCAGGGUUCUAGAGUUUCAGAUCAGCUUGAAAUGAGAAGUUAUCUUGAUGUACCCAGAAAUAAGAGUUUGGGCCUUCAUAAUAUGCAGGGUCGUGUGGACCAUACUGUUGCCCCAGAUAUCCGGCUGUCUGACUGUCAGACAUUUAAACCAACUGGAGCCAUUCAACAGCCCCAGAGUAAUUUUGAAGUACAGUCUUCAAGAAAUAAUGAAAUAGGUAACUCUGUACCGUCAUUGAGGAGUAUGCAGCCUCAGGCUUUUCGAAUUAGUCAAAACCCUGGUCCACCACCAAUUGACCGCCAGAAGAGAUUACCUUAUCCACCAGUUCAUAGCAUCCCAGCAGGAAAUGCUAUCCCACCAAGGGACAGUGAAAACACAUGUCAUCAAAGUUUUAUGCAGAGCUUGCUUGCCCCUCACCUUGGUGAUCAGGUCAUUGGGAGCCAGAGAUCACUCUCGGAACAUCAGAGGAAUGCACAGUGUGGGCCAUCCCCUGCAGUUGAAUAUAAUUGUCCCCCAACUCAUGAAAGUGUCCAUAUUAGAAGAGAGAGUGAGAAUCAGAAUAGGGAAAGUUGUGAUAUGCCCCUAGGUGCGAUUAACACAAGGAACAGCACCUUGAAUAUUCCUUUUUCAAGUUCUUCUUCCUCAGGAGAUAUUCAAGGUCGAAACACAAGUCCCAAUGUUUCUGUGCAGAAGUCCAAUCCCAUGAGGAUCACUGACAGUCAUGGGACCAAGGGCCACAUGAAUCCUCCAGUCACAACCAACAUGCAUGGGGUUGCAAGGCCAGCUUUGCCACAUCCAUCUGUGUCUCAUGGAAAUUCUGAUCAAGGGCCUCCUGUACGUCAAACUAAUUCUUCAGUUCCCCAGCGAUCAAGGCAUCCCUUGCAAGACAGCAGUGGUUCCAAAAUUCGUCAACCUGAAAGGAAUCGUUCUGGAAAUCAAAGGCAUAGUAAUGUCUUUGAUCCGAAUCUUCCCCAUCUUCCUCUCUCUGCUAGUGGCAGUAUGAUUCUUGGACGCCAGCAACCCACUACAGAGAAGAGAGGAAGUAUUGUUCGUUUCAUGCCUGAUAGCCCUCAAGUACCUAAUGAUAAUUCAGCACCUGACCAGCAUACGCUAUCACAAAAUUUUGGUUUUCCUUUUAUUCCCGAGGGUGGCAUGAAUCCACCAAUAAAUGCUAAUACUUCUUUCAUUCCACAGGUUACUCAGCCUAGUGCCACUAGAACUCCAGCACUCAUCCCUGUAGAUCCCCAAAAUACUCUACCUUCCUUCUAUCCCUCGUACUCUCCUGCUCACCCUACACUGUCCAGUGAUAUUCCACUCUCUUAUUUUUCGAAUCAGAUGUUCUCAAAUCCCAGCACAGAGAAGGUAAACAGUGGGAGUUUAAAUAACCGAUUUGGAUCAAUUUUAUCUCCUCCAAGACCUGUUGGUUUUGCUCAACCAAGUUUUCCUCUUCUCCCUGAUAUGCCACCGAUGCACAUGCCCAACUCUCACUUAUCCAAUUUUAAUAUGACAUCUUUGUUUCCAGAAAUAGCUACAGCUCUUCCUGAUGGCUCAGCAAUGUCACCUUUGCUUACAAUCGCAAACUCCUCUGCCUCUGACACUUCCAAGCAGUCCUCAAACCGACCUGCCCACAACAUAAGCCAUAUUUUAGGUCAUGACUGUAGUUCAGCUGUUUAA